CGGUGGUCCGGGACGGCACAGCAUUCGCGUCGGGCAACAGCGGGAUGGCCAGGGCGACCCUAGCCCCGCGCUUUCUGUGCCCCUUUUGGCCGCGGACCCCUUGCGCGAUCCCCGCGGCGGGAGGUGUUCUCCGAAGGUUCUUGGCCGCAGCGGCACCUGCUCGCCGCCUAGAUCUGCGGGGUAUCUAUCCGCCCCUCGUCACCCCUUUCACGUCUCAAGGCCGUGUAGAUUACGCCCGGUUGCAGGAGAAUCUGCGCCUCUACGCCGAAAUCCCCUUCCGAGGUUUUGUAGUACAUGGCUCCAAUGGGGAAGCCCCCUACUUGACACAGGAGGAAUGCCUGGAAGUAGUGAUGCGGGUGCACCAAGCUGUGCCUAAGGAAAAGCUCCUGCUGGUUGGGUCAGGAUGUGAAUCAACCCACUGCACCAUUGAGAAAACAAAACAAAUGGCUGACAAGGGUGCUGAUGCUGCUCUUGUGGUAACUCCUUGCUACUUCCGUGGAAGCAUGACCAGUGCUGCCUUGAUCCAUCAUUACACACAGGUGGCUGAUGCAUCUCCAAUCCCUGUGAUACUGUACAGUGUUCCAGCCAACACAGGCUUGGAACUGCCCAAUGAGGCAGUGCUCAGCCUCGCGCAACAUCCUAACAUAGUGGGGAUCAAGGACAGUGAUGGCAAUAUUACCCGCCUGGGGCUGCUUGUCCACAAGACGCAGAAUGAAGACUUCCAGGUACUGGCAGGAUCAGCUGGUUUUUUUCUAGCCAGCUAUAUUGUAGGUGCUACAGGAGGAGUCUGUGCCCUUGCCAACGUACUAGGCAGCCCCGUCUGUCAGCUUGAUGAUCUUUGCCGCGCAGGAAAUUGGGGUAAAGCCCGUGAACUGCAGCACCGAUUGAUUGAGCCAAAUAUUGCAGUCACCCGGAAAUUUGGGGUUCCAGGUCUCAAGCAGGCAAUGGAGUGGUUCGGCUAUAAAGGAGGCUUUUGCCGUGCCCCCUUGCUCCCAUUAACUGAGACACAAUUAAUGGAAUUACGCCGUGAUUUCACCUCCAAUGGCUGGCUCUGAAGGACAAAUGCCUGGAAUCUUGCCUGGAAUGCCUGGAAUCUUGCUUUAGCCAAUUACUAUCUAAUUGGGAAAUGCUCACAUGUCUUGCAAUUUACUUUGAUGCAGCUCAUUCAACUCAUAGUGUACUUAUUGGAGCAUCGCUAUAGCAACAAAACAGUGGAAUAAAAUCUUCAGAAUGGAGCUUUAAAUGACAAAAGGCUGCAUCUGCAUCUCAUGGUUGACUAGAAGCCCAACAUUCCUUUGUCACUUAAAAUUUCUCAAUUCUGCAUAUCUAGAAUAUAGUCUUAUCUAUAUUCUAUUCUUCAGCAUUUUCCUAUACCAUGAUUAGUUCUGGAAUCGUAGAAUGUUGAAAUGCUAAUUCUCUGGGUUCAGAAAUCAGAUAUGUGAAAUCAUAAUGUCCUAUGUAAAAGAUGACAUUUCAUUCAUUUUUGUGACUUACUAGGCACCACUACCUCUUGUACAAUAAAUUGAGUUUGUUGCAUAGUUGUAUAAUCCACUGAAAAAUUGAACAUUCCUGAGGUGGUAUAAGAAUGUGCAGUUAGUAAAUAAUUAUGUGCCAUCAAGUCAUUUUUGACUUUUAAUAACUACAUAGAUUUUCUCCAUUACAAUCUACCUCUAACCUAUUACUGUAUCUAUAUAUUUAUGGUAUUCACUAAAGUUAGAUCAGCAAAAUUUUAAGCAUUUUUUUAAAAAACGUUUUAUAAAACACUGCUACAUAGGUCUGAGUCAUCCUCAAGUACAGAAGUUUUAUGGUAUGGCAUAAAAAUACAUUCUUCAAGAUAAUUAUGCUUCUGUUAUUGUACCUGUUUCCUGUCUAAUAAUGGUGCAUUAUAUUUGGAAAGAGAAAUGGAGAACCAUUCAAUAGCAUUGCUGAUGACUAUAUUUUUAGCUAAAACAUAAACACAUUAAGGCUAAUUGAGGGUACAACUUCUUGCUCUAUACCCAGAUCCAAAAUUACUAGAAGUUGAUAAUUGUGUCUGUAUAGUCAUAGCCCCAAACCCAAUAACUAUAUGGCUGAGGUCAGUGAGAAUAGAGCACCAGAAUU
Protobothrops mucrosquamatus (brown spotted pit viper) is the source of this 2100-nucleotide messenger RNA. It is a transcript of the gene HOGA1, whose product is annotated as 4-hydroxy-2-oxoglutarate aldolase 1. The transcript has 7 exons. The coding region runs from base 45 to 1055 and encodes 336 amino acids. The record is from RefSeq and is a predicted model, not a curated record. Gene Ontology annotation, biological process: N-acetylneuraminate catabolic process. NCBI's taxonomy places the organism in Eukaryota, Metazoa, Chordata, Lepidosauria, Squamata, Viperidae. Gene Ontology annotation, molecular function: 4-hydroxy-tetrahydrodipicolinate synthase activity; N-acetylneuraminate lyase activity.